CGCCGGCGGCGGAGCCCGCUCGGGAGCCGCGGCGGCGGGCAGCGCGGCGGACCCAGUACUAUGGCUGUGUAUUGCUAUGCACUCAACAGCCUGGUGAUCAUGAAUAGCGCCGAGCAGGUGAAGAGCGGAGGCCCCCGACCCAGCAGCAGCGAGACGCCCCCGCCGCCGGGCAGGGCCGUGCUGAGCCCCGGCAGCGUUUUCAGCCCCGGGAGAGGCGCCUCUUUCCUCUUCCCACCCGCCGAGUCGUUGUCGCCCGAGGAGCCCGGGAGCCCCGGGGGCUGGCGGAGCGGCCGGCGCAGGUUGAGCGGCGGCAGCUGCAGCAGCGUGGGCAGCCCGAGUUGGCCGGGCCGCCCGCGAGGGGACGGGCAGCAGGUGGUGACCGCCGGGUCCCUCUCCCCUCCGGGGCCGGAGGAGGCCCAGAGGAAGCUGCGAAUCCUGCAGCGCGAGUUGCAGAAUGUGCAGGUGAACCAGAAAGUGGGCAUGUUCGAGGCGCACAUCCAGGCGCAGAGCUCCGCCGUCCAAGCGCCCCGCAGCCCGCGUCUGGGCAGGGCUCGCUCGCCCUCCGCCUGCCCCCUCCGCAGCAGCAGUCAGCCCCCAGGGAGGGCCCUGGCUCAGAGCGAGGAACGGAGGACAAAGUCGUGGGGGGAGCAAUGUCCAGAGACUGCAGAGACCGGCUUCUCGGCCGGGAGAGGAAGAGCGCCGGGCCUGUGCCUCUCCGAGGGCGACGAGGGGGUGGCACAUUUCCCCCACCCUGACGCCCCGUCAGGACCAGGGGCUCAGGGUGCAGCGGUUUCUGCAAGAAUGGAGAAGGGGACCCCGGCCAGACCCCACUGUGGCUCACCUAGAGCUAUGGAAAUUGACAAGAGAGUCUCUCCACCUUCGGGGACGCGCAGCUGCCAAGCUCCCCCGUCGGGGCUGGUCGGCGUGAACUUAGGGAUGGCCACAGAGGGGACAGCGAGAGCCACAUCCAGUGGGCCACAUCAUCCACACGACGCUGGCCUCACUGAGCGGCCUGAGAGGGCCCGCGAGUUCGGGGGUGUGCACCCCGGGGAAUCCCUGGUGCAGAGUCAGGGGCAGUCUCUGGGCAGCCAGACAAGCCCAGCCCCAGAGAGGGGCGGGCCCCGCAGCGGAGAGCCCCCUGGGAAGGUGGGGAAAGGAGAUCCGCCCGGUGGCGCGCAGGGCCCUGGGGCGCCUGAAGCCGGAAGGCCAGAGGACAGAACUGUGAAUGCGCAAAGCUCGGAGCUUUCUGAGGCCCCGAGCCGGGUCAGGCCACCCCCAGACCUGGGCUCUAUAGGCCCCGAGGUGACCCAGGGUGGGGCCCCAGUGAUCAGGGAGCCUCCACAGCGCUCCAGGGGAGUGGAUGAAGGGUCUCCAACGGCGUGGGGCUUGCUUGGGGGCAACCGCUCUGCACAGCCAGAGACCCAGGAGGUGGACGCAGGAAUUUCCUCUGGCCGAAUGCUGGAGGCUUUGCCCUCCUGGGAAGCCGUGAAAGAUCUGAAAGAACCUCCGUGCCUUCCUGGGGACAAGCUGGGGGUGCAGCCUGGGAGCUCCGGGGCUUGGCUGGGCCCCAUGGAGGCAGCCCAGCUGGCUUGGACGUGUGGCACAGGGGUGCAGUCGGAGGGUGCUUGGGGAAGCCCCCAGCAGGACAGAGCUACCCACCCCAGCCCAGAGCUGCUCUCCCCAGACGGGAAGGACAAGCCUUCCCCAAGAGAGGCCUGCAGCCCCAGCAAUAUACCCGCUGUCAUCAUCACAGACAUGGGUGCCCAGGAGGACGGGACCUUGGAGGAGGUACAGGGAAGCCCCCAGGGUAGCCUGCCCUUGAGGAAACUGUCAUCUUCAUCUGCCUCCUCCACGGGCUUCUCCUCCUCCUACGAAGACUCAGAGGAGGACAUCUCCAGUGACCCUGAGCGCUGCCUGGACCCCAACUCCGCCUUCCUGCAUACCCUGGACCAGCAGAAGCCCAGAGUGAGCAAAUCAUGGAGGAAAAUAAAAAACAUGGUUCACUGGUCUCCCUUUGUCAUGUCCUUCAAGAAGAAGUACCCCUGGAUCCAGCUGGCAGGACAUGCAGGGAGCUUCAAGGCGGCAGCCAACGGCAGGAUCCUGAAGAAGCACUGUGAGUCUGAGCAGCGCUGCCUGGACCGGCUGAUGGCCGACGUGCUGAAGCCCUUUGUACCCGCCUACCACGGGGACGUGGUGAAGGACGGGGAGCGCUACAACCAGAUGGACGACCUGCUGGCCGCCUUUGACUCUCCCUGCGUGAUGGACUGCAAGAUGGGCGUUAGGACCUACCUGGAGGAGGAGCUCACCAAGGCCCGGAAGAAACCCAGCCUCCGCAAGGACAUGUACCAGAAGAUGAUUGAGGUAGACCCUGACGCCCCAACCGAGGAGGAGAAGGCCCAGCGGGCUGUGACCAAGCCUCGGUACAUGCAGUGGAGGGAGACCAUCAGCUCCACCGCCACCCUCGGGUUCAGGAUCGAGGGCAUCAAGAAAGAAGACGGCUCCGUGAACCGAGACUUCAAGAAGACCAAAACGAGGGAGCAGGUCACCGAGGCCUUCAGAGAGUUCACUAAGGGGAACCACAACAUCCUGCUUCUUCAAAAGAUCCUGGACGUGUUUCGAGGUUCCCCAGAAGCCAACGGCGAGGGCGAGUCCUGA
This is a messenger RNA of Leptonychotes weddellii (Weddell seal), 2655 nucleotides long. NCBI's taxonomy places the organism in Eukaryota, Metazoa, Chordata, Mammalia, Carnivora, Phocidae. The record is from RefSeq and is a predicted model, not a curated record.